UGAACGACACAGUAACUAUCUGAACUAGAAAGUUCAUGACCAACCAACUACUUCAGAGGAAACAAAUGAUGAUUGAUGUCCUUCAUACCCAGAAGGCAACAGUACCUAAGACAGAAAUUUGGGAAAAACUAGCCAAAAUGUACAAGACCACACUGGAUUUCAUCUUUGUAUUUGGAUUCAGAACUCAUUUUGGCGGUGGCAAGACAACUGGCUUUGGCAUGAUUUAUGAUUCCUUGGAUUAUGCAAAGAAAAAUGGACCCAAACAUAGACUUGCAAGACAUGGCCUAUAUGAGAAGCAAAAGACCUCAAGAAAGCAAUGAAAGGAAGGCAAGAACAGAAUGAAGAAAGUCAGGGGACU
This is a messenger RNA of Symphalangus syndactylus (siamang), 358 nucleotides long. RefSeq names its product small ribosomal subunit protein eS24-like. Gene Ontology annotation, molecular function: structural constituent of ribosome. NCBI's taxonomy places the organism in Eukaryota, Metazoa, Chordata, Mammalia, Primates, Hylobatidae. Gene Ontology annotation, biological process: translation. The record is from RefSeq and is a predicted model, not a curated record. Gene Ontology annotation, cellular component: ribosome.